CCGACACAUUUAUAUAUUAUAUUAUUUAUAUUAAUAUUAUUGUAUAAAGUAUAAUGCAGACAGCAGACAGCAGUACACACUAUACACACACACAGAUACAUCGUAAUCGCGCGUGUUUGUUUUAUUCCCUGUAUUAAUACCAUCAAAUUAUUACAUUUCAAAAUAAUACGAUUUAUUUCUGCACAAUAAUCAGUUACGGUGUCACGGUGACGAACUGACGACGAUGUUACAUUUUGUUAUGUUCAAUAUUGAAUAGACGAAAUCUAUUUUUAUGUUUUGUCACAAAAUUAUUAUUUUUAUUUGGAAAUUACGUAAUACGACUAUAAUAUCGUUGCGUUGGAAUACCGAUUAGCCGAUUAACUGAUAUAAUAAAAUACCCAACUAAUAACUAUAAUAAUAAAUAAUAAUAGACUGUGCUUUUACAUCAAUACACAUAAUAAUAUAUUAUUAUCACUCCUACAGUCCUACAGACAGAGCUCUCACUCUCUCAGCUCAUGCCUCAUUGCCUCAUUAUUUUGUAGACCAGUCAACAGUACUGACUUCUGAACUAUUGACGCACAUGUCACAUUAUUGUUACACUCGUCAAGUCAAAAGUCUCCAAGUCACAUUAUUGUUACAAUCGUCAAGUCACAGGCACAGCUACGCAACCACGACGUACACGGACCUAAAAUGGAUACAUCCUAUUCUAUUGUUCAUUUUUUCGAUGAUGAAACAGUUGAAGCAAUUCCAUCAUUUUGGAUAAAAGGCAAGUUUUGUGCCUGGCCCAAAAAUAAUCUUUUCAUAAAAAAGUUUAUAGAAAAAAAAAUGGGAGUAAACGAAAAAGAAUUUAAACUUCUAAAAGCUAGAGUACUUUCUAGAGGCAUAAAAACUCUCGAACAUGCAAGGAAAUUGGCUGAAGAAGCUAGAUAUAGAUCAGAUUUUUCUGCUGAUGAAUCAUUUAUUGAUAAAGCUUCUAAUAACCAGUAUUCUCCGACAUUAUCUAAUUCUUCUAUGCCUCUAUUUGAAGUAGAUUUUGAAAAUGAAGACCAACAUCAAUCUCAUUACACAAAAAUAGAUAAAAUUAGUACAUCUCAGAAAAAGAUACGCUGGUCACUUUCUCCUCAGGAAAAAAAGAGUUGGUCAUCUCCUAAAAAAAAAGGCUGGUCACCUUCUCCUCAGAAAUUGAAACUGGCAAAAAGUCAACCAAUUACGUUAAAUUCUAAAUUGUCAUUGAAAUCAACAUCCCGAGAAGUUCUUAAAGUUUCAAGCAAUAAACAGUUUCAAUUUAACCAAGAUGAUAGCGAACAAACUGCAAGCAGUGCACUAAAAAAAAAAAAUAGUGGUAUUAAAAAUCCAGUAUCAAGAAAAAUUUUAUUUGACAAUAAAUCAGAUGAUGAACGUGACAUUUUAAAUGAUGACACUGAAAAUGAUAAUCUGGACGAAGUAUUUUUGAAUAGACCAAUAGGACAAAAUACCAAUAAUGGCUCCACAAAAGAAAAAGGUUUGGCUAUACGUAAUACUAUACCUAACCCAACAGAAACGGAUCAUAAUAAUAAAAAUGAUCUAUUGCAAUCUCAAAACCAUUUAUUAAGACAUAUAACAUUUUUAAAAUAUGAGUUGAAACAAAUUUUAAACAAUCAAGCAAUAAUACUCGAUAAAUUUGACCAAAUGGAAAAAUAUUUUGAUCAAAAUUCAUUGAAUAAGAAUGUUAUGGAUAUUGAUAAUGUCGUUGACUUUAGUGACUGUCCUUUACCAAUUGAUAACAUCUAUGAUUUACAAACAUUUGAAGACAAGAUAUCUGGCGAUCAAAAUUAUAAAAAUCAAUUAAUCAUUGAACUUUCUCAUAUGGGAGGAAAAAAUGUAAAAUCAGUGGUCAAAAGACUUAUGUCAAAACUUUUUUCUGACAGUUUGUUAUCAGAGUUCUCCUAUACUGGCAAAAAAGGAAAAAAAAAAUUUUCAAGUUUAUUCAUAUGUUCUGUUAUUUUUGAUGCAAUUAAAAAGCAAAUCAAAUUCAAAACUACUCCACUCAAUGAAGUUGAAGAUAUAAUAAAAUACAUUUUAGCUCAAUCUCCAUUUAACUUGAAAAGACAACUUAAAAAAAACACUGUUCCUAAUUCCAUUUAAAAAUUGAAUA
This is a messenger RNA of Myzus persicae (green peach aphid), 2113 nucleotides long. RefSeq lists its product as uncharacterized. The coding region runs from base 670 to 2103 and encodes 477 amino acids. The record is from RefSeq and is a predicted model, not a curated record. NCBI's taxonomy places the organism in Eukaryota, Metazoa, Arthropoda, Insecta, Hemiptera, Aphididae. The transcript has 12 exons.